Molecule: messenger RNA, 1428 nt
Organism: Teleopsis dalmanni
Lineage: Eukaryota; Metazoa; Arthropoda; Insecta; Diptera; Diopsidae
Product: 4-coumarate--CoA ligase 1-like
Exons: 7
Coding region: 1-1428 (475 amino acids)
Biological process (GO): fatty-acyl-CoA biosynthetic process; long-chain fatty acid metabolic process
Molecular function (GO): long-chain fatty acid-CoA ligase activity
Source: RefSeq, a predicted model, not a curated record
AUGGAAUUGGUUACAGUAUAUGAUAAAUUGGAAAAAAUAUGGUCGGGUUCAGGUUCAGGAAGAAUUUUUGAUUCAAAUAAAUCUAUUGGAGAGAUUGCAUUUUAUAUGAUGCGUAGUAAAUCACCUACUGAAAUAUGCCAAAUAUCAGAUUCUGAAGACACAACGUUGACCUAUGGAACUGCCAUUACAUAUGCUAUACGUAUAGCACAGCAUUUUAGGAAAUUGGAACUGACUCAGGAUGAUAUUGUGGGAAUAGUUGCGCCUAAUACUACUCUACUAAUGCCUGUUGCAGUCGCUUGUUGGUUAAAUUGUACACCAUUUCAAGCAAUCUAUCCACUACAUGAAGAAAAUGUUAUCGAACAUCUUUUUAAUAUUACUAAGCCAAAAGUAAUUUUUUGUGAUGGUUUACGGUACGAAAAAAUUAAAAACUUGGAAGAUUUACUCGAACCCACAAUAACGGAACAUUUCUUUCGACCAGCUACAUUAAAAUAUGGACCAAACCAGACAAUGGGACUGUUUUGCUCAUCUGGUACCACUGGUCUUCCAAAAGCUGUUUGUAUAUCAAACCAUUUAAUGACGAAGAAUUUGGGCUUUACUGAUCGUGCUUCAAUAAUGUUCUCCUUCUCUACACCAGACUGGACAACAGGGCUUCUAAGCCUCGCGAUUAAUACGCUACUUGGUGGUGUACGCAUAGUUACAACGAAACCAUAUUCUCCAGAAUAUUUGAUGGAAAUCGUCAUUAAGUAUAAAGUUUCGUUUUUGGGAGGACACUGUCCCAUAUCUACGCUAGAACGUGUGCGUUCUCAGCUUACCAUGGCUGUACUUUUAAAUGGCUACGGCACUACCGAAUGUGGUGGCAUAGCCGCUAACAUUAAGAAUUAUAAAAAUAAUUCGGUUGGUAGAAUCCUACCCGAAAUAGAAAUUAAGAUUAUUGAUCAACAAACUGGUGAAAAGUUAGCACACAAUCAAGUUGGUGAAAUUUAUGUGCGUACGUCAAGCAAAUGGAGUGGUUACUAUGGAGAUGUGAAAGCGACUGAAGCUGUAUUAGAACUUGAUGGUUGGGUACAAACUGGAGACUUGGGUUACAUAGAUGAAGAAAACUACUUAUAUUUGCUUGAUCGUAGCAAAGAUAUUUUAAAAUACAAUGGCAGACAAUAUUCUCCACAUGAAAUCGAAGAAACUAUAUUAGAGUUAUCAGAUGUAUUGGAUGCGUGUGUUUUUGGUGUUUAUGACGAUAAUUUUAAUGAUUUAGCGGCAGCAGCAGUUAUGAAGAAACCUGGUGCUAAGUUAACAAAGGAAGAGAUUGUUAAGUACGUUAAGGAACAGCAUGAAGAUAAUAGCAAGCACCUGAACUAUGGCGUUUUCCUUGUGGACGAAAUACCAAAAAAUGCUAAUGGAUAUAUUACAACUUUGAUGGACACGGAUUAA